AUGCACGAUGUAAAGUCAAGUCGGGACAGUCUUAAUGUUCGUUUUAUUGAGUAUUGAACGUUCCUGGAGCGUGAGUUUACUCCCAUCUUCAGUGCAACAGCAUCAUGUCGACCUCGACAAAUUGCUCUUUCUGGUAAUUCAGUUGAAUCAUCGCUAGUGUAUUGGCGAAGUGAAGUGCGGAUCUUGUUUGCUCGUGAGAGACAUCGGUCGCGGUUGGGAAAUCACGAGUGGACUGCAUUUCUACGAUCCUCGCUUCGAUUUCCCCCAGCGUUGCGAUGCGGAUCUUGGCUUUUACGUCGGUUGUUUGUUAAGUACUUGCUGCCGCUGUUUCGUGAGGUAGUCAUAUUUCAUCGUUAA
Molecule: messenger RNA, 357 nt
Organism: Gryllus bimaculatus (two-spotted cricket)
Lineage: Eukaryota; Metazoa; Arthropoda; Insecta; Orthoptera; Gryllidae
Source: the annotation of a GenBank genome assembly